This is a messenger RNA of Lachancea lanzarotensis, 741 nucleotides long. RefSeq names its product LALA0S01e10088g1_1. Bases 1 to 741 code for a protein of 246 amino acids. Gene Ontology annotation, cellular component: nucleus; RNA polymerase II transcription regulator complex. The transcript has a single exon. The record is from RefSeq and is a predicted model, not a curated record. Gene Ontology annotation, molecular function: transcription cis-regulatory region binding; DNA-binding transcription activator activity, RNA polymerase II-specific. NCBI's taxonomy places the organism in Eukaryota, Fungi, Ascomycota, Saccharomycetes, Saccharomycetales, Saccharomycetaceae.
AUGGCAAGCAUAGAGCGGGCAUCUCCAAACUUGAGUAAGACUACUAGCUCGGGCUUGAUCCGCACUUCAAAAACAUGGGUCUUACCACCAAGAACAAGGCCCGGACGACGUCCUAAGACGUCUUGGCAAGAAGAAGAGGUGGGUCCGGCUGAAAGUAGCAAAAAGACCAGGAAUAGAGACGCGCAACGAGCGUUUCGAGAGCGGCAAUCGAAACAGCUCGAAAAACUGGACCAAGAGGUGAUGAAAUGGAGGGAAAAAUGCGCUUUUUACAAGCAGGAAAUGACAAAAUACGCAGAACAAGUCAAACGGAUGGAACAGGAGAUUCAGGAGUUGAAAUCUAAGGGUAGCAGACGUGAGAAUCUGGUAGAAAAAUGCGACCUUUGCACACAUGACUUGUGUAUAUGUCGGGACGCGGAACUCGAUGCUAUAAUUGCAGCAUUAACGCCUUCUUUGCGGGACAAAAUCGAUACUUUCAAACCUAUGCAGGCAGUGGCUCUUCCGCAAUCGUUGCAGGCACCGGCACGGAAACGCAGAAAGCUGAAACCCCAAGAAGAGUCUGAGACUGUGCAAGUUCCCAACCAUAGUGCAGCGGUGGUGAGCGAGUCAUUAGCUUUUCAGGUCGAUAACGAAGGAUGUGGGUUUUGCUCGGAAUCGUCUGCAUGUCUGUGCAAAGAUGAUUUGAUACCUCAGUCUAACUGUCUCUCAACUCAUAAACGACUAUUAAAACCUACGGGUAUGUAA